Molecule: messenger RNA, 1283 nt
Organism: Dryobates pubescens (Downy woodpecker)
Lineage: Eukaryota; Metazoa; Chordata; Aves; Piciformes; Picidae
Product: aldo-keto reductase family 1 member B7
Exons: 10
Coding region: 14-967 (317 amino acids)
Cellular component (GO): cytosol
Molecular function (GO): aldose reductase (NADPH) activity
Source: RefSeq, a predicted model, not a curated record
AUCCACGGACACCAUGGCGAGCCCCUGCGUCGAGCUUAGCAACAAGAUGAAGAUGCCCAUGCUGGGGCUGGGCACUUGGCAGGCUCCUCCAGGAAAGGUGGAAGAAGUGGUGAAGUAUGCUAUUGAUGCAGGCUACCGUCUCUUUGAUUGCGCCUACUUCUACCAGAAUGAAAAUGAAAUAGGGAAUGCAGUCCAGCAGAAGAUCAAGGAGGGGGCUGUGAAACGGGAAGACCUCUUCAUUGUCACUAAGCUGUGGAAUACCUUUCAUGAGAAGUCCAUGGUUAAGGUAGCAUGCAAGAAGAGCCUUGCUGCCCUGCAACUGGACUACCUUGACCUCUACCUGAUGCACUACCCCAUGGGAUUCAAGGCUGGCGAGGAGCUGCUUCCUGCAGAUGAUAAGGGUAUGAUUAUCCCCAGUGAGACAGAUUUUCUGGACACAUGGGAGGCCAUGGAAGAGCUGGUGGACUGUGGUCUGGUAAAAGCCAUUGGUAUCUCCAACUUCAACCAUGAGCAGAUUGAAAGACUCUUGAACAAGCCAGGACUGAAGUACAAGCCAGUCAAUAAUCAGAUCGAAUGCCAUCCGUACCUCACCCAGGAAAAGCUGGUCAAGUACUGUAAAUCCAAAGGGAUUGUUGUGACUGCUUUCAGCCCCCUUGGCUCUCCUAACCGCCCAUGGGCCAAACCAGGGGAACCUACACUGCUGGAAGAUCCCCAAAUUAAAGAGAUUGCAGCCAGACAUAAGAAAUCCCCUGCCCAGGUUUUGAUCCGGUUUCUUAUUCAGAGAGACAUGAUUGUCAUACCCAAGUCCGACAAGCCCCAGCGUGUGCAGGAGAACAUCAAGGUGUUUGACUUUGAGCUCUCUAAAAAGGAGAUGGAUGUCAUCCUCACCUUCAACAGGAACUGGAGGGCAGUUCCAGUGGUCCAGGCUGCCAAUCACAAGGACUACCCAUUCAAAAUAGACUAUUAAUGUCUGUGGGUUCUGCAAGAUCUCCAUGUAACUCCUUCCAGACCAGAUGUCUACUCCAAGGCUUGGUCUUGACUUCUUCUUUUGUACUUGACAGUCAUUAUGAGCAGUCACUUCUCCUCCUCUUUUUAAGAGGAGACCACCAGCUGGCGUAAGAAUGCAGCAGUAGGGCUGGGCCUUCUCUAAAGAUGCUUAGCAGAAACCUGGUUUUGAUUAACAGUAAACAAGACAAUGUUUCUUCAUUUCCUUUUCCCCCUUGUCUUCCUUAAUUAAAGACAUGCUCAAUGAAUGGGUUUUUUUCAUACAUUAUUUUCCACUG